This is a messenger RNA of Cyphellophora europaea CBS 101466, 954 nucleotides long. RefSeq lists its product as uncharacterized. The transcript has a single exon. Lineage: Eukaryota; Fungi; Ascomycota; Eurotiomycetes; Chaetothyriales; Cyphellophoraceae. Bases 1 to 954 code for a protein of 317 amino acids. The record is from RefSeq and is a predicted model, not a curated record.
AUGGUGAAUCCGAGUAACAUCACGACACUCUUACCCCCGCAACCGGCUGUUGAUCUGACCCAGCCGGCCGUCGAGCCAGUAACGCCCCUGGGUGUUGAGCAUAUGCAGCCAAUGUUCCGCGGAUACAGAGUCUCACGAUCGACCACUGAGCUUCCACCGUUUGACCAGUACGACCAGUCUCUGAUGUUCGGAAUGGAUCUUUCUCAGUCGGAUGAUUUGGCACAGUCUUCAGCUUAUAUGGGCGCAGUGGAAGCCUCCCCUUCAGAGAAUUGGUUCCUAGGUGAUGUGCCUAGUAAUGUUGAGCCGCAAACAUAUUCAGUUUCUGAACUGCCAUCAUAUCCUGCACAAAUGUGGACGGAACAUGUCAUCGACGAGCAAGCCUAUGACUGGUGGGAUGCCGCAAGCUUCACUAACAUCAACGACCCAAUAGGUAUGGCGACUUACCAGCCAGCCGAUGUCCUGUCCACUAUUUUGCUCUCGGAUGGUCAUCUUGUGCCAGAAAUCCCGCAUGGCGAUGAAUCCGGACGGACUGAUAAGGACAAUUCCCUGCUCGAAUCCACGCAGAACGAUAUGACGGCACUUUCAAAUGUUCGCGACACAGAUAGAAGCAUCACAGGUGAGAAGCGGAAGCAUGACGCAUUUUCCGGCGACCAUAACAACGUUGACCUUGCUACCGCCGACCUGUAUCACAUGCAAACUCCACCUAGCAGUUCACGCGCAACUCAACAAUCUCACCAAGGUCCAAUACAAGUACACGGACAGUCGUCGCAAGCUUUGCUGGCAACGUCAUCAACGGCUUCCGACGGACGUUCUGAGCCAGACGGCGUGGACGAGAACGCGAUAGGCCAGUACAGCCCUUCGGUUGACACGGACAAGCGGGGCAGUGCGAGAGGACCGGCAAAAGCCUCGCUCAGCAGUUCAAGUACAGAGAAGCGGCCACGCUACAGCUUUUGA